Messenger RNA from Scleropages formosus (Asian bonytongue), 4447 nucleotides. RefSeq names its product oligophrenin 1 (gene ophn1). Bases 379 to 2790 code for a protein of 803 amino acids. Gene Ontology annotation, molecular function: protein binding; GTPase activator activity. Lineage: Eukaryota; Metazoa; Chordata; Actinopteri; Osteoglossiformes; Osteoglossidae. The record is from RefSeq and is a predicted model, not a curated record. Gene Ontology annotation, biological process: signal transduction. Gene Ontology annotation, cellular component: cytoplasm. The transcript is spliced from 24 exons.
ACCGAGUACUGUCACUUUAAGAAAAAUAUAUGGAUGUGCAAAUGGGAGGUCCAUCCUGUACUGUACAAUAUUCCAGAUUACGAGGAAAUUAUUGAAAACAAUAGCGUUUCUUGCUGGGACUAAGUAUUUAAAAACUCACUGAAAAAGACAAGCGAGAAGUAGCCGCGUGUGAGGGGUGUUGUUGUGAAGCUGCUGGGAGAUGUUCGGACGAUCAUUCUCAAGGGACCCCUGCUGCUCUCCGUUGGUUAUCCCACACGACGUGUGAAACCUAAGCUCUGCUCCGUGCCUGAAAACCACACGUCGGAAGCCCCUUUUCUGUGGAUUUAACAGUUAUUUUCUGUGUAUAUAGAUAUUUAUUUAUUUUACUGACGGGGAGACAUGGGCCACCCGGCGCUGGAGUUCAGCGACUGCUACCUGGACAGCCCCGAUUUCAGGGACCGGCUCAAGUGCUACGAGGCGGAGCUGGAGCGGACGAGUAAAUUCCUCAAAGACCUCAUCAAAGACGGCCAUAAUGUCAUAAAUGGCAUAAAAAAUUACUCUUUGGCUGUUCAGAAGUUCUCCCAGACUCUCCAGGCUUUCCAGUUUGACUUCAUUGGGGACACCCUCACUGACGACGAGAUAAACAUUGCCGAGUCAUUCCGGGAGUUUGCUGGCCUACUGCAGGAAGUAGAAGAAGACAGGAUGAUGCUGGUUCAGAAUGCCUGUGACCUGUUGAUCAAGCCGCUGGAGAAAUUUCGCAAGGAGCAGAUAGGAGUAACUAAAGAAAAGAAGAAGAAAUUUGAGAAGGAAAGCGAAAAAUAUUACUCUCUACUGGAUAAACAUCUAAAUCUGUCAUCGAAAAAAAAAGAAACCCAGCUGCAAGAAGCAGAUGUGCUACUGGACAAAGAAAGGUUAAACUUCUGUGAAUCAUCCGUGGAGUAUGUGUGCCAGAUCCAGCAGGUGCAGGACAGGAAAAAGUUCGAUGUGGUGGAACCUGUUUUAGCUUUUCUCCACAGUCUGCUAAUGUUGAACAACCUCACUUUCGAGACGACCCAAGACUUCCUGCCGUACAAGCAGGAGCUGCAGCUCAGCUUGCAGAACACGAGGAACCACUUUGAAAGCACCCGAGAGGAGAUGGAGGAGCUGAUGAAGAGGAUGAAGGAGUCACCCCAGAUGUGCAAAAUCCCUGGCAAGCCCACCAUCGAGGGGUACCUGUACUCGCAGGAGAAAUGGGCUCUGGGAAUGACAUGGGUGAAGUGUUACUGCAAGUAUUUCAAAGAGACCAGGCUGUUCGUCAUGGUCCCUGUGGAGCAGAAACCUGUUACCAGACAAGGUCCUACAGAGUUAACGCUUAAAUCCUGCAUACGGCGGAAAUCCGAGUCGAUAGACAAGCGCUUCUGCUUUGACAUAGAGACGUGCGAAAGAACGGCACCUGUCACGCUGCAGGCCGUCUCGGAGGCAGACAGGAAGCUGUGGAUAGAGGCAAUGGAUGGGAAAGAACCUAUAUAUCAUUCACCAAUUCAAAAGCAAGCUGAGAUGGAACUAAAUGAAGUUGGAUUCAAGUUUGUUAGAAAAUGCAUAAAUUUUGUUGAAACUAGAGGGCUCACACAAGAGGGUGUCUACAGAACAGUUGGCAGCAAUAUUCAAGUGCAAAAGCUUCUAAAUGCCUUCUUUGAUGCCAAAUGUCCAGGAGAUGUGGAUUUCCACAGUGGCGACUGGGACAUUAAAACUGUCACAAGCGCCAUGAAAUUCUACCUCAGGAGUCUCACAGAACCUCUGAUGACCUUCAGUCUCAAUCGAGAACUCAUCUUAGCUGCAAAAUCAGAGAAUCUUGACUAUCGACUUGGAGCCAUCCAUUCUCUUGUUUACAAGCUCCCAGAGAAGAAUCGGGAAAUGCUUGCAUUACUUAUUCGGCACCUGGUCAAUGUCUGCAGCCACAGUGCAGAUAACCUGAUGACCCCCUCCAACAUGGGGGUGAUCUUUGGGCCUACUCUCAUGAGAGCUGAGGAGGAGACGGUGGCUGCCAUGCUUGACAUAAAGUUCCAGAACAUUGUCAUCGAGAUCCUCAUUGAGGACUACGAGAAGAUUUUCAGUUCUGCACCAGAUGAAAAUUCAGCCCCACCCCUGCCUCCUCCCAGGGUGAACCCAAGAAAGCGUCAGCCAAUCACCAUUUCAAAACGUCCGCCUAGGCCCCGCCCAUUUAUCAAUCACAGCUUAUUUGAGACCACAAAUGUAGUUGAGCAGAGUGGCAUUGUGCCAAAUGGCAGCAGAUCACAAGGGAUGGAGAUGGACAGUGGAUGCCAAACUAGUCCAGUACCGAUGCAGCGGACCAAGCUGGCCAACUGCAGCCCACACAUCCAAAAGCAGCCACUGAAGCCCAAACCCAGUGUGAAGUCUGAAAGACACUCCGACUCUGAUGUCAGCAAGUUAGUCUCAAGGCUGCAGGAGGUCAGUCAGAGGGCAGAUGGAGCAACGUCGAAUGGAGAAGCAGGUGUCACAGUGAACAGGGCAUCCUCCUUUCAGAGCAGAAAGCCUUUGCCUCGAGAAGGUGAGGGAGACCACAUGAACAAGAUCAGGUCUCCCGCAGAGAAGCACGUCAUAUGUAGACCCCCGAUGAGGCCACCCGAUCCUCCAGUUCGGACUCCAGCACUUCAGAAGCCUCCAAAUUCCUCCUGCACCGAGGCACCUCCAGCAUCUUACGUCGCUUCCAAAGCCAAGUUUUUCGAGAACGCAUCAAGGCAAGGUCGGAGUCCAGCGACUUCACCAUCACCGUCUGCUUUGCUGAACAUGAGAGAGGAGAGUUCAAAGUGAAGAAUCUGGCAGAUGUCCUCGCAAACCACUGCAUUUUUGGCAUCCAGGAUCAGAUCUGGAAGGGAAUCGGUAUCCACCAAACAUUUUCAACAACAAUCAUUGUACAGCGUACUGUUCAGGGAAGCUGGGCGUCCCUCAGUGUAAAGUAGCUAUACCUAGUUUUUUGCUGCAAAAAAUGUGCUAAAAUUGAGGUAUUGGUGUGGUUUUGCUGUUUCUUUUAAAACUGCACUGAACAGGGUGCUCUUGUUUCCCCCCCCGUAUGUAUUAAGGGAUAUAAAUUCUACGUUUGUGUACUGUUGCAUGUAGAUCAAUGUUUCAGUUUGAACAAAGUUUUGAUCUUGACAAUCCAAGAUCCCGUUUGAAUUGAAAGGCACUCUUCCUUGUGCGGAUCCUUUCUACAAAUCAAGGCCAAAGUGCUGUAUAAAUGUGAGGGUCUCUCCCCCCCCCCAUUAAAAGAAAGAAAAAGGACUUAAAAAAAGCACUACCUUCUCUCAGUUUAACCCAGAAUCCUGUCAUUUUAAAGCCAGCGACCCAAAGCUGUCACAUAACAGUCGAUUAAAUAAGAUGUGAACCUUCUUCAGAGUUUCACUCUUGUCUGUGGUGUAUAAUCCUUGUCUUACGAUAACUACGCAUUCAGGAGUUUACAUUCAGGACUCGGUACCAGUUUUUCCCUCCAAGUUUAUCUUGGAUUCCCAGUUUUCUUUUCUACCAGCUAAGCAGUUUUGUUCUAACUUUAAAGAGCUGUUCUUGGGGCUCACUUUUGAGUUCAAAAUAUAACCUGUGUAGAAACGUUGUGUUUGUGGAUGUCUGUUUUGUUCUUGAAUGUCUUCUCUUAAAUGUGAAUUUGAGAUGUAAAGAAAAAGAUGCCAUGGUCAAUUGCAUGAGGUACUUCUGUUUGAAAUAUAAAAACAAAUGGAAUGUUACUUGCUGAAAAAAUAUUAAAACAUAUUUUUUUGCUUUCUUAAUGACAAAAGAAUCUGUACAAAACAAUGCCUCCUCAGUUUUGCCUUCUUACAGUAUAUGGACCAACACUUGUCGAUUACAGUGUUGUAGUUGCAUAUUCAAUUUCAGUGCGCAUGUGUUUGAAAAAGGUUUUUUUUUUUUUAACAAAGCAUUUUCAUUUUGUAUCAUCCCUGUUUUCUGUCCAAAAUUCCUCAGUUGUAGUACAAUUUGUGGAAGCUACGAAUGCAUUCAGUGUCUUGUAUAUGACAUGUUUUAACCUAUUUUAGUUAAUAUUAUUUCUAAUAAAUGAUGUUAAAAUGUUUACAUGUUCAUUUUGUUAUUCUGUGUCUGCAAUACUAGUCAAUGUAUGUAGACUAUACUUAUCAUAUAUCAUGGGACCAGUUUCAGUUGCUUUCAUUCUCAAAUUAUGUCAGAUUUCCUUUAGUGAAGAACACAGCAGUGCCAUAUGUUUUGGAGAUUAUUCAACAGGAGCUCAUAUUUACCAAAACAGGGAUAGUCAGUGGUUUAGGGUUCAGUACACCUGUAACUGUGUAUAGCAGAGCUGUGCAUUUUAUUCUUGCAGUCCUAGAUUUUGUUAUUUUUCGGGAUGCCGAUGAGUAGUUAUUGCUGACAUUUUUACAUUUAUUAUGCCAGUUAAUUUUAGAGUUUAAUAUCAACUUGUUAUUCUCUUGCAUCAGAUAAAUCCUUGGAGAAC